AUGGCGAAGGUGCCUGUUGAUGACAUUGCGGGCGUCAAGUUUCAAAUUACGAGUAUGUUUGAAGUGGUGGAAACCAACAAUUGGAAUGUUGAUAGUUUGGAACACCAAAACACAAUUCAUGAGUUUCAUCGCGUUAGCAAGAGGCAAAGAAGAGCAUCCCGCUUUAAUUAUUCAAAUCGUAAAAAACAUCGGUCGAAGCCUACGGCACGCAUCUCGUACCAUGAAGGUCUUCAUAUCAUUCGUCAAUUCCUAUUCUACUCCUCUCUCCAUACCGUUGAAAACCUACAGGUUUUCACGUCCCAGUCGGUCCCUAGUCCUAGGUGGGUGAAGGUAGACAAGCUUCGAGUUCCCGAAGACCAUCUUGCAUCGGCAGCGGACCUCAUUAUUAUUCAACUUGGCUCGGAAGGCCUAUCACAGGUCGGUGGCAACAAAUGGUGGAGAUGGCGGGGAAAGAAUUCCUCACUUGAAGGGGAGUGGGUAGAAAUGCAACGCGAUUUUGUCGAACGUCAGCGGAAGGGUGUUCGUUCCAAUCGCGUGAUGUUGUACAUACACGGGGGAGCAUACUAUUUCGGGAGCCCGAAUUCACAUCGAUAUCAAAUACAGAGGCAUGCAAGGAAGUUAAAAGCAAGGGUUUUUGUUCGUAAGUUCGAUAUCUUCUGGGAUAUCCUGGUGACAUUGCGAGACCAAAGAAUGCCAUUACCUGCGGGCGCUAUCCUAAUGUCUCCAUGGGUUGAUUUAACACACUCAUUUCCAUCGGUGUCUGGUGACGGACAUGGGGAUUAUGUUCCUUCCUACGGCUUCAUCCAUCGUCCUUCUCUUUCGUGGCCUCCUCCGAACACCGACGAGAUAGAUACAAUUAUGAAGGCUGAGGAAACACGAGUUAAUGGUGGUUCACGUACUUCAAGCUCUGUCCACGGCCAUGACAAGAGUACGAAAGCCGCCAGACGAAGUUUCCGUGGCGGGACGUCGUUGACACAUAGCAAGGAAACCUCUGUGGGACAUCGAUCUGACACUUCUUCAAUAUACGAACCUCAUGAGAUAUUCCAUAAUCGAAAUCGUACUCUAAAGGUCGAAAUCGAUGGACAACUCAUUGAACUAAAGGACCAGAUCCACAUGUACACCACCAAUGAACUGCUCUCACAUCCCCUUGUUUCUCCUGUCCUCCAGCCAUCAUUGGGCGGUUUACCCCCCAUGCUGAUCCUGACGGGAGGCGCGGAGCUCCUUCGUGAUGAGCAAAUUUACCUGGCCCACAAAGCUGCUGACCCAGCUUGCUUCCUACCGAGCGAGGAAUACCUGGACCGCCACGAUCCCAGCCGCCGGACUGUAAAUAAAUUCCCGCCCACAUUCGUCCAACUUCAGGUGUGGGAUGAUCUUUGUCAUGUUGCCCCUACUCUGAGCUUCACACGCCCAGCAAAAUAUAUGUUUCGAUCAAUUGCCCAAUUCGGAGCUUGGUCGUUGGCUAGAGCACAACAGGCAAGCAUUGACAUUCCUUACUAUGCAUCUGAAGUUUCGUCAAGUGACGUUGAUGGUCCGCAUACAUCAGCUCAAAAAAGCGCAACACCCAGCCCAUAUUCAGGCCUCAUGGUGAUUGGGAAGGCUGGCGAUCCUCUCCCACAAUUCGAGGACUACAUGAUUCGUCAACGGGUGGAUGGCGACGGUAACAUAUAUCCCUUGGCAGCGCGAUCCCACUUUGCCGCCUUACAAAUGUUGCCUGAAGAGAUUGGCGUACCCAAGCCCGGCCCAGUGCUAAAGUGGCUGCGAGCCAAGGAGGAAUGGGAUACGAAGUUUGCAAAGCAGAAAUCCGCGGUGCAACGGCAAAGGCUGCAAGAGAUUCAGCAGGGAGUUGGCGUAUUCCGCUAUGGUGAAUAUCCUCCACCAAGUUCAUUAGCAUCGAGAAAGGACAUAUCUGUCGCCUACGAAGAGGAAGAAUACAAGAAGAGCCAUGGUAUGUGGCUGUGGAGCCUCAUAGCAAGCAAACAUGAUACGGCGGCUCUUGCAAAAGCACAAACAGUGGGAGAAGCGGAUAUCCGUGUUGGCCCACAACCCAGUUUGCACGAAUUGCCCUCCAGAAGGUAUUCGCUCCGCAAUCAAGUUUUGCCUCAUGUCAAACGAAAACAUAGGCAUUCCCAUCAGGAACGCACAGUAUCAGAUCUUGGCCAAGCGUCCGAAUCCAUGCCAGUUCUUGAGCCUCCCCCACGCUCGAGGAAACGAUGCGACCCGCAAUUCACCAGUUCAGGCUGUGAUACGACAACUCCCAACCAACCUCCACCCGAGGAAUUCCAGCUAGGAUUAUUGGCAGGUCCGCAAUUUCUCAAUCACGACGGCAGACGACCCUCAUCCAUCUACACGGAUGACGCGAGUGUGAGGUCAAUAAAGGAUGCGGAUGGUGUGAUUUCGCCCCUCUUUAGAAGAUCGAGGCCAGAUGGUGAAUUUAAAACUCAAUGUGAGACCCCGAGUGUUGGGACAAAUCCUGACCCAUUUACGCCCGAACAGAAUGACAUGCAAAGCACUAGCGAUCCUUCUGGCGUUGAGAGGAAUGAAAAAACCACGCCCGUUGACGACCAGUUGCCUGUUAAAGAGGACACCGAGCUACGGGGCGACGCUAGCGGGGAUACUUCCCAGGGGUGCAACUCCGGCAAACUCAAGAAAUUGAAGUAUGACUUCGAAUUUGACGAGUAA
Histoplasma capsulatum G186AR is the source of this 2679-nucleotide messenger RNA. RefSeq names its product lipase/esterase. The record is from RefSeq and is a predicted model, not a curated record. The coding region runs from base 1 to 2679 and encodes 892 amino acids. Gene Ontology annotation, molecular function: hydrolase activity. NCBI's taxonomy places the organism in Eukaryota, Fungi, Ascomycota, Eurotiomycetes, Onygenales, Ajellomycetaceae. The transcript is spliced from 5 exons.